GAUUCCUGCCCAUGGCUAACCGAAGCUAACCGGCUAAUCUCCCGAGCAACGCAGUUGUGGCUGCACUUGUCCGUGUGCGUGCUCCUGUCUGUUUGCUGCUAGCGCCACAGACACUUUCUAAUACUCCGCCAGUGACAGAAGCGACAGAAACACGGACUCGUUAAACACGCUGGAUGUGCGGGCACUGUUGCUUCCUCUCAGGAUGCUAGCACACAGGCGAGCCAGCUAGCUAGCUAGCCGAGACCCUCCGAAGCGGCCAAAUAGCAGCCCGUCCGGAUGCUUUGAGCAGCGACGCAGCGGAUUUUCGGGGAGUUUCUCGGCGGGCCUUUGCGUGAUGUCAAGCGGCCGGCCACAGCAGAGCCCUGGCGGUGCGAGCUCCGUGCCCAGCACCAGCAGCAGCAGCACCGGAGGCAGCGGGAACACGAACGGUGCAACGACAAGCAACGGCAACAACUCUGGGAAUGUUGUGCCCGUCCGGACCCUGUCAGCAGCCGGCGAGGGCGUCCUGGCGGUGCCCACUUUGGCCGCCGUGCCUUCGUCCCGGGGCACGUUCGCAUCCCUGAGCAGACCCACUGCGUCCUCAGGCAGCAGAAAGAAAACCCUCCACCAAGCACCUUUAUACAACGGCCUCCUGAAUUCAUACGAGGAUAAAAGCAACGAUUUUGUCUGUCCCAUUUGCUUCGAGAUGAUAGAGGAGGCACACAUGACAAAGUGUGGCCACAGUUUCUGUUUCAAGUGUAUCCGCCAGAGCCUCGAGGAUAGCAACAGAUGUCCCAAGUGUAACUAUGUUGUGGAUAAUGUAGAUCAGCUUUACCCAAACUUUCUUGUAAACGAACUGAUCCUCAAACAGAAGCAAAGGGCAGAUGAAAAGAGACUAAAAUUGGAUCAUCCUAACGGGUCUAGGUGGCAGGUCUUCCAGGAUGUGUUGAGUCCUGACCAAGAGAACUUGGACUUAGCAAAUGUCAACCUGAUGCUGGAACUGCUGGUUCAGAAGAAGAAGCAGCUGGAGGCAGAAUCUCAAGCAGCACAGAGACAGAUCCUUAGGGAGUUCCUCAAAGAAGCCAGAAGAAACAAGAGAGAGCAACUGGAGCAGCUACAGAAAGAGCUCAACUUUCUUGAAGAAGACAUAAAGCGUGUUGAGGAAAUGAGCGGCAUGUACUCUCCAAUGAUGGAGGCAGAGUGCACGGUGCCUAAUGUGGAGGCUCCCUCACCAGCACCCAGCUGCAGUAGUAUUAUUGAGCCACCAGAUUACAUCCAGCCUCCCGGAUUUGGUGGAACAACCCAGGGAAAACGACAGACCUGGUAUAACAGCACCCUGGCGUCCAGAAGAAAGAGGCUGACGGCUCACUUUGAGGAUCUAGAACAGUGCUACUUCUCCAACAAAAUGUCUCGCAUCACAGAUGAAGGCAGGAACCUCAACCAACUGGAUGAUUUCAUGGAGUGUUUAUCCAAGUUCACCCGUUACAACUCUGUGCGGCCGCUCGCCACCCUCUCCUACGCCAGUGACCUUUAUAAUGGCUCCAGUAUAGUCUCCAGUAUUGAGUUUGACCGUGACUGUGACUACUUUGCCAUUGCUGGUGUGACCAAGAAGAUCAAGGUAUUUGAGUACGGCACUGUGAUCCAGGACGCAGUGGACAUCCACUACCCUGUCAACGAAAUGACCUGCAAUUCCAAAAUCAGCUGUAUCAGCUGGAGCAGUUAUCACAAGAACCUUCUGGCCAGCAGUGACUAUGAGGGGACUGUCAUCCUGUGGGAUGGAUUCACCGGCCAGAGGUCCAAAGUUUAUCAGGAACAUGAAAAGAGGUGUUGGAGUGUUGACUUCAAUCUGAUGGACCCCAAGCUCUUAGCCUCUGGUUCUGAUGAUGCUAAAGUGAAGUUAUGGUCAACCAAUCUUGAUAACUCAGUGGCUAGCAUCGAGGCCAAGGCCAACGUCUGCUGCGUUAAAUUCAGUCCAACCUCCAGAUAUCAUCUGGCCUUUGGCUGUGCAGAUCACUGUGUCCACUACUAUGAUCUACGCAACACUAAGCAACCAAUCAUGGUGUUCAAAGGUCACAGGAAGGCUGUGUCCUACGCCAAGUUUGUCAACGGAGAGGAAAUUGUUUCUGCUUCGACAGACAGUCAGCUGAAGCUGUGGAACGUCAACAAAACCCACUGUCUGCGCUCCUUCAAGGGUCACAUCAAUGAGAAGAACUUUGUAGGCCUCGCUUCCAAUGGAGACUAUGUUGCCUGCGGAAGUGAGAACAACUCCCUUUACCUUUACUACAAAGGACUAUCCAAGACUUUGUUAACAUUCAAGUUUGACACAGUAAAGAGUGUCCUGGACAAGGACAAGAAGGAAGACGACACAAACGAGUUCGUUAGUGCCGUCUGUUGGAGGGCCCUGCCUGACGGAGAGUCAAAUGUGCUGAUUGCUGCAAACAGUCAAGGAACAAUCAAGGUACUCGAGCUCGUCUGAACACCAACCGUGUCUUCAGUGGUCGAUAGAAAUACCAUCAGCCUUUCUCUGAUCGGUAGAGGAUCAGUCUGACGCAGGGAGACCUCAAGCUGCCUGCUGACUUAGGAUGCCCUGCCACAACCUGGCUGAAAUAAACUGUACCCUUCUUAUUUUAGCGAGCUUCACUUUGAUGGGCAUCAGUAAAAGACUUUGGACGAGUGCAUCAGUAUAGCAGGAGAUGAUGUGCAGACAUUUUACAGCGACAAAACAAGGAUGGAGCUUGGGCACAAAAUGGAACAAGAACACUUCAGAAAGCAUUUUUCCGGCUACAAUAAAACACCUCUUAAUGGUUUUAGGUCAAAUGAAAACAUGUACCUUUUUUAAUUAAGCUGUUUUUGAAGGUACAUCCAGCCAAACUCUACUAGUGCGAUGCAUUCUCCCUUUUAAAGGCCAAAGCACAAGACAAAAUGACAUGCAAAAAUGAUGUUUUCAUGUGGAGCUUUUAAAACCCCCAUUGUUUGUCGAUCUCCAGUUUCCCCUCUUUAUGUGUACUGUUGUUUUUCAGAUCGGGAGAACCCCGUUUUAAUAAAUAUGACUUGAACUUCA
Limanda limanda (common dab) is the source of this 3040-nucleotide messenger RNA. It is a transcript of the gene cop1, whose product is annotated as COP1 E3 ubiquitin ligase. Gene Ontology annotation, molecular function: protein binding; ubiquitin protein ligase activity. Gene Ontology annotation, biological process: proteasome-mediated ubiquitin-dependent protein catabolic process. The transcript is spliced from 20 exons. Bases 335 to 2455 code for a protein of 706 amino acids. NCBI's taxonomy places the organism in Eukaryota, Metazoa, Chordata, Actinopteri, Pleuronectiformes, Pleuronectidae. The record is from RefSeq and is a predicted model, not a curated record.